AUGGCCGCUACCCGCCUACCCUACCUUCGCUUUACCAUAGCUGGCCGGUCCGCCCAAUCGCUCAAGACACUACACGAGCAUUACGGCGAAGUUGUCCGCAUUGCCCCAGAUGAGCUGUCCUUCAUUAAUGGCGACGCCUGGAAGAUAAUCUACGGAACUCGUCCCGGACACGGCCAAAAACCCAAAGACCUGCGGCUCUACCCCCCAAUUAGCGGAGCACCCAGCAUUAUCACCUCCAACGACGCAGACCACAGCCGCUUCCGACGACUCCUAUCCCAUGCCUUCUCUGACAGUUCUCUUAGAGGCCAAGAGCCGAUCAUCAAGAACUAUGUGGAUCUCUUAAUGAAACGCCUCCACGAAAAGUCCGAAAACGGCAAACAGGUACUAGAUAUGGUGGCAUGGUACAACUUCACAAUAUUUGACAUUAUCGGCGACCUGGCAUUUGGAGAGCCAUUUGACUGUCUCAAGAAAUCAACCUACCACCAAUGGGUGGCCAUCGUUAUGUCGCACGUCAGUUACAGCGCAUACACAAACGUCACUCGGCGCUUCCCUGGAUGGAAACUCAUUUGCAAGAUCAUUACACCUACCAACGUGAUGAACUCAAGGAAGCUGCAUUUGCAACUUACAAAGGAGAAAGAUACCGAGAAAGGGUUCAGUGUUGCGGAGAUGAUUAGCAAUGGGAGUACACUCAUUAUUGCUGGGUCUGAGACCACUGCGACGCUGCUUUCCGGAGCGACUUAUUUGUUGCUGAAAAACCCGCGGGUACUGCAGAAGCUUCAAGAGGAGGUUCGGACAGCGUUCCAAUCCGAUAAGGAGAUUACGCUGGAUACUUGCAACAAGCUUGAGUAUAUCCACGCUGUCCUUACGGAGGCACUGAGGAUGUAUCCUCCGGUGGCGGGGGGUGGUACUAUCGUCUCCGUUGCCCAGUUGGUCGCGUACCAUUCUGCAUUGAACUUCACCCAUCCCGAUCAAUUCAUCCCCGAGCGAUUCCUCGAUGACCCUCGAUUUGCAAACGAUAGCAAGACUGUGCUACAGCCUUUCAGCUUCGGGCCCAGGAACUGUAUCGGGCGAAAUUUGGCGUACGUCGAGAUGAGAAUAAUUCUCGCUCGCAUGAUCUUUAACUUUGAUAUGGAAUUGGACCAACCGUCUGAUGAGUGGAUGGACCAGAGUUCCUAUAUUCUAUGGGAUAAAGGGCCUUUGAUGGUUCGGCUUACUCCGCGCGUGAAGAGGCAGUAA
Messenger RNA from Penicillium cinerascens, 1236 nucleotides. RefSeq names its product cytochrome P450. Bases 1 to 1236 code for a protein of 411 amino acids. The transcript is spliced from 5 exons. NCBI's taxonomy places the organism in Eukaryota, Fungi, Ascomycota, Eurotiomycetes, Eurotiales, Aspergillaceae. Gene Ontology annotation, molecular function: oxidoreductase activity, acting on paired donors, with incorporation or reduction of molecular oxygen; iron ion binding; heme binding. The record is from RefSeq and is a predicted model, not a curated record.